AUGUUCGCUCUGCCCGCGGCGACGCCCACCGUGGCCGCGGCCGGUCCGAUCGCGUCGACGAGCGAACCUUCGAGCACGAAGAGCGGUGAUGGGAGCUCACCCGCGUCGAGGUUUCAGCACCUCCUGUCCGCCCUGCGAAGGCUCGAGCUCGGACGGGUGAGCGAGCGCGAUCGAGAGCGCGCGCGCGCGGCACUUCGAUUGAACGAGAAGCGUCUGCGAGAGGCGGUGUUUUUUGAGCCGCGUCGAGCCGAGGAUGCGGCCAAGGUGACGUCGGGAACGGUGACGCUGAGCCACGGACUUGAGGUACGCCUGGGAGAGUUGGACGUGGAGCACGCGAGUAAGAUCGCGGUGGCGCUGGACGUUAAUGAGAUAGCGAGCGUCGAGCUCAUAGUAGGCGCGAUAGAGAACGGGGCGCCGGCGGACGACGUGGUGCCGUCGGCUGUGGGGAUUUACAUGCGCGAGCGCAUGGCGGCGCUGGAGUCGCUACUCGUCGUUCUGAGGUGCGCCGAUGGAUCGACGCCGCUCGAUGGCGUCAUGGACGAAGAACUGAAGGAAUACGCCGAAUGCCUGCUGAGGGAUGGUUCGCUUUUCGGACAGCUGGUGAAACUCGUCACGGCGCCACCGCCUGGCGGACCGUUUCUUGUCGCACCGCAACAACCACAGGCUGGCGCGCUAGUGCUCACAAACGCACCGACUCAACCUGUCGGACGUGCGCUUGGUCCGAUGGAUAAAUUGUUCGACAUUCGCGGGCGUCCGAUGUUGCGACAAGAAUGCGUUGCACAGGAGCGCAGGUUAGUUGUUGAGUGUUUGUUCCACUCGGCUCGUGUUUCACCAAGCCUGAGCAUUGAAAACGCCCAGGCGCUUUUAGUUUUAGCCGGAAGAUCGGCUGAUGCGAUGAAACAGCUGGAGAAAGUUGCAGUAGAGGAUGUCCCAACCGGAUACGGCUCAAUUUUCGCCGCCGCGGCAAUGUUCACACCUGUCAAAUCAGGAGUGGAGUCCGCGAUGACGAAGAUGGAGCUCGCAAAGGGUGUGCUGUCAGCGAUCAAUUCGCCGAACGCGCCGCCACUCUUUUCGUUCAUUCGAUUCGCAUGGGCCACGUUGGGUCUUGAUUUGGGGUUACCAGAAGCCGAGGAAAGUAUUCGAGAGAGUCUGAAGAACGAUGGCCUCGAGGCCAUUGAUCUGAUUCUGAAAACAGGCGUAUUUCAAGACGAACACGUCGCCGCUCGAUCUCAGAAUCUGAUGCUCGUAGAUACAAUUCUAUCCCGGUACCUGCACCAUAACCUGCGUAAAACAACGUUGCAUAGAAUGCUCACUGACGGCACAGGUGUGCGGGCACCUUUUGUGGAAAAUGGAGUCACCAUUGAAAUCGAUCCGGCGAAACCCAUGGCUGAUUUAUGCUCCGUAUUCUCAGAGAUCUACACGCAAAAACCAGAAAUGGCGGACGGUUGCUCAAAUUUAAAGAGUUUUCUCGAGAUCGCAGGUGAUAGCGAGCACUCCGUCGGCUCACUGGUGAAACUUUUGGAUCUUUGCAGGACCAUUGCGCAGACGACUGAAGGAUCGAGACGCAUUUUUGAACUUCUUCAACGUAGUCAAGGCGCGGCCAACUGGGAUCGUUUGUUGGGUGCGCUGAUUGGUUAUGUACAGCGUUUCAUGUCGAGUCCGGAUGAUUUGUUAGACGCUGGAGAAGAGUACGAUCCGAGAGAUGGGGAGCCUGAGAUGAACGAGGCAGAUGCCGAGGGAUUACGAGCCUAUCUGUCCGUGUUCAAGGCAGUGAUGGAACACGCUGAGCGCACGGACGCUGCACACUGGCUUAUGUGGCUAGAACAUAGGAUUGGAGCGUCGUUGAUGGAUGCGCUGCUUCAGUUAUACAUCAAUCCGGUUCCGUCGUCACUCAAGGCGUCGCUUCUAGACGCUAUUAGCGCACUUUGUUGGGAUUCGAACAAGGCGUCGGACGUUUGGCAACUACUCGACCAGGCAGGUAUAUUGCCGAAUCCGUCACAAACUGGUAUGUUACAAACGGUGCAGUCGCAGAGGUGCGAUAUUCUGUACAUUUACUCCGUGGUCGAAUCGCAGGAACAGUCGUAUGCGAGCACCGCAGCGUGGCUACGUUUGAUCAGUAAACUCUUGAUGAUAACCCAAGACAGCGAACUCGGACCUUGCUCGGACGCAUGCAGUCCAGCAUGGUUUCAUUCUCGAUUUAUUCGAGAGCGACUUUUCGGCGAACUAGACACACGCGUGCACAAGGACCAAACGGAGCGCUGGAGAAUGGCUCGCGAUUGCAUCGACCACUUCCUGUUUGUUCUGCGAACGAGUGAAAAUUAUCCGUCCAUCUCUGGUAUGGAAGACUCAGGCACACCGAAUAUAGGUGCUCCUCUAGUCAUCAGUCAGGGCGAGUCUUCAACAGCAUUGACGAUCAGGAAUGCGGAUCAAUCUCAAGGUGUAUCUGAUCGAUCGGGCACCCCAGGCUCAGAUAUCCUCUUGGACUUCUUAACGACUGGGCCGACUUUCAGAAUGGUGAUGAACAUCCUUUCUAUUGGUGCGGAGCAUCUGAGUUUCGAGCGGAAUGCGCCUCAUGGUGACGCGUUGGAGCGCUGUGUAUUAGGUUCUUUGCAGUUGCUCGACUACAUGAUGUCGAUUGACGUACAUGCAGUCAGGAAGCUGCGUGUGAAGAAUAAGGAAGCGUUCUUCUAUCGUACCGUGGAUGAAUCCUUAAGUGCAGAUAUUACGCUGAUGGCGAACGUGCUCGGCUAUGUUCAGUACAAGUAUAGCGCCGAGAUCCCGCUGGCGGCGCUUAAAAUUUUGCGCGUUCUCUGUAGCCGAAUAGAUCACAUUGUGCUAGUACUUCCUCCGGUCUCGAGAGCCGCGCUGGUGGAGGGUUGCGCAAGCUGUCUGGAGCUCGCUUUUGCCAUGCCUCCUCCAGGCGAAGGUGAAUCAAUAGCGGACGAGAACGCUCAAAAUGCGAUCGAAUGUGCCAGUUUAGUAUUUGCGCUGCUUCACGAAAACUUGACGCGUCCGGGUACUAACCUAUCACACCUGUUAUUGGGCUUUGAUCUCACUGGAGCGUCAAGCGAGAUGGCCUUACGGCCGUUUUCAGAGUUCAACUGUUUGAGCGUACUCUUCGAGCUUUUAGAGGCAGCUCCGCCCUCGAUGCACGCCAGCGUCGUCUUACCGUUUGAAGCUCCAGAACUCGCCGCAGAUUUGUUACACCGUCUCGCGACGUUGAAGUCUACUGCGCCGCCCGUAUUGGCACUGCUCCAACAGUGGCCGCCGCACGCACCAAGCGCAGUGCUACCAGAUUUACUCGCAGAUGCGCUUCGUACGCAUCUUCCAGAUGAACCGGCGAAAAGAAGAUCCGUGAUGCAUCAUCGUGCAAGUAUUUUGCGUCUGUGCGCAGAAGUUCUGGACGUUGAGUCUCCUCCAGCAAAGAACCGCCUGCCAGAGAUGGCGCCGGCGCUUGUAUUGGAUAUCAUGACUGUUUUGCUCGAUAACGGUCGAGAAGGCCUCAGCACGUACGCACACGAUGUGAACGUUGAGCACGGUCAGUUUGCGGUAUUAGAGCUCCCGAAGAGCAUCACUCAUUUAUCGGGGGCGCACCACGAACACGCGAUUACAGCAAACUUUGGUCCCGAGAUACUUGAGACGAUGGAGGAACUCUCAGCGACGCAAAUUUUGGACGAUUCCAAGCAAGUGAGCGAGGGUGGGAUAUUCGCUUUCAAUAAAAGAGGCGACAAGAUUAUUGAUGCGGAUGUUGUGCGUGCCAAGCUUCAGGCGGAGUGCAAGCGGCUUGAAUCUGAAUCGAACGGGUACAUGGUGAGGCAAGAUGCAGUACUUGUUGCUAAACUCCAGCGCGAACGCGCAAUCGAUGCCUGUCUCCAAGUUGUGGAAGCUCGAAACACCGUUGUUGAGGACGCCACGGCCCGAUCGGAAACAUUUGUUGCGUGGGAGCAACUGCUUACCACCGUCGUUUCCAGAGGAUUGUCGAGCAUUGUCACUGCAAUAGAGCUCCAGAGAGCUGUGGUGACGAUGGCGAAUGUGCCCGCAGACGAAGGGCCAAUGAGCGCCCAUAGCAUCAUAUUCGAACUUGUGGACGGUGUUCUGGCCGGUAUCUGUGAGGCCGAGCCGUUCGGAGGUGGUUCCGACGUCGCCAAGGCCGUGCCCUUCUGUCGACUGGUGCACACAAUGCUCUCGCAUCUUCGCCAGAGGGGCGAGGAAGACCGUUCGAAGAAUGAUACGAGCGUCUUCCUCGCGCCGUCAAAGUGCCGAGCCUUGCUGAGGAGUCUCAUCGCGUGCUUACUGCAUCGCUCACCUUUACCUCAAGCGUCAAGACAGGACAUCAUCAACGCCCUACUUGAUUACCUGGCAUACUGUAGGCCUGAUGCGUUGGGCGUCAGUCCAGUGACGAAACAAGGGCAGACAAUCUCUGGGUUGAGUGCAUCCUUUUCGCAAGCGGCUGACGUUGAUAUCGAGAAAGCAAACGCCGCCAUAAUUCAGCGCGAUGCGACUGCGCUGGUGGACGUUAUAUCUCGAGACGCUCUGGAGGGUUCAAAUGAUACCAAGGCAGUUGCCUUGGCUGCGCUCGAGGCGAUGGUCACCGUGUGCGCACACACAGGUGGCGGUGGCAUCGUCGUUCUUCUGCUGCAGAAUGGUGUCGCUAAAGCAUGUCUGCGUGAGCUGGAGCGAGUCUCCAUGCCAGAUUUGGUGCUGAAUACACCUCGUGCCGCCUCUCAAAUGAAGGCCAUUGAGGCGUCUCUUUCGCUGCUCAUGCGCAUGGCGCAAAGCGAACCGGGUCAGAUGAUUGCACUGGGAACGCUUACUUCUUUGACCAACUGUCGCGCAAUCGACGCAUACGCCGACAUCCAUAGCGCUUCCGCGACUAUGGCGACGAUGUCCGUGGAUAAGCCAUACUCAGAGCUUCCGAUCCCUCGAGCGAGACAUCACAAGCUCCUCGUGAACGUCAUUCGCCUCGCUAGAAUUCUCCUUGCUUCAGAUCUGCAGCCGAAAACACCGGUUUCACCGGUCUUGGCGCAGUACAAGGGGGGCGUUAUCGAGAGCAUUGGCUAUCCAUCAGUUGUGGCGCAAGUUUUGGAGUUCGUCGAGGCACACGCGGCAGUGAUCCACCGCGUACUCGCGGACCGCGCCCCUCAACCACACCUCGCUGAUUUGGCAGAGCUCGAGGUGACGGUCGACUUGGUGACGAGAUUGCUCAAGGGUGGCAUCACACCGGAUCCGAAGCUUCGUCUGCACGGUGCGAUCGACGUGCUCACCGCGAUGAUUUGCGGCGCCGAGGCGAACAAGUAUUCAAAGUUCAUUUCGAAAACUUUGGGGCACGCUGAGGCGGAUGAUGACGUGAUGCUUGCUUCCUCGGACGACGCUCACGCGAUCGACGCCGCUGAGCGUAUGUUGGCACGAUUCAUCAACGUCCGAAGCAUGGUUCUGAGUGCGCAGCGCGUACUCGUGAAUAAAGGUCUGACCAAGUUCACGUUCUCUGUGUCCGAUGGCGUCGUGGGCGAUGAAAGGCCAACUGUUCAUCUCUUCGGCACGCUCGUGAUUGAGCUUUCGGGCGAACUCGAUAGACUGUGUAGGGCGAGAAAAUAUGCGCUCAAAUCAAUCGAAUACGGCUCAAUUUUGCGAACUAGUGACGUGAGUGAGUCAGAUUUGGUCGCCAAGGUGGCCUCGCUCGAGGCCGACAUUCGUACCAUAGUGAUCAGCGCUGAAAACUCGCUAGAGAUUUUGUACGCGCACCUUCACUCGUUGGUACAAAAGGGAGAGGACGACAGCCUUGUUGCACCCUCGGCGGAGCUCAGCGGUGGAAAUGCGAAAACACACGAGUUGGGCAUAUUAGCCUCAGUCAUGAUUCCGAGCUUGCAAGCGCUCAUCGAGUACGACAAAUUGGUACUCGGGCUAGAUACGGAGUUCUUAAACAUGAUUGCCACGCGUGUCAGGGACACCCUGGCGGCACCAAAUAGUGGAUCACUGCGGCAACGAUUUGGAAUUGCGUAA
This is a messenger RNA of Ostreococcus tauri, 6000 nucleotides long. RefSeq names its product Nucleoporin Nup186/Nup192/Nup205. The coding region runs from base 1 to 6000 and encodes 1999 amino acids. The transcript has a single exon. Gene Ontology annotation, cellular component: nuclear pore. Lineage: Eukaryota; Viridiplantae; Chlorophyta; Mamiellophyceae; Mamiellales; Bathycoccaceae. The record is from RefSeq and is a predicted model, not a curated record.